AUGGACCCGCGUGCUCAGGACGUCCUACUGUGUGACCUCUGUGAAACUGACCCCCUACAGUAUCUCUGUGAACAUUGCGAUAUCAAUCUUUGUACUGACUGUGUCAGUAAACAUCUCUCAGAUUCCUCUAAAAAACACAAAAUCGCACCCUAUCAUUUACACAGAAAGUUUACUCCUAAAUUCUCAAAAUGUCUGAAACACGCCGACAAAGAUUGCGAACUGUAUUGUGAGAGCUGUCACAUUCCCGUCUGUUCUAACUGCAUCUCCUCAGGUAAACACAAAGGUCACGAUCUAUCAGAUAUUCUGGAAAAACUCGGCUCUAAAAAACAACGCAUACAAAAAGAUUUAGAAGAACUCGAGAAGAAAAUUUACCCCCGAUAUACGGAAAUUUCCUCCGCUGUCCAAACUGAGAAAGCCGAAGUACAAACGAAUUACGGAAAACUGGCCACAACUGCUGACCAACAAGGAGAAGUCUGGCAUCGCGAGGUCACCGCCAUUGUCAACAAACGGAAAGCAAACAUUGUAGAGACAAAAACUAAACAUCUCUCUCUAUUAGAUAAACAAGCAGAUGAAAUCACGCACAGAAUGACUGAAAUCAACCAGGCCAUUCUAGAAAUGAAAAACAUCCUGGACAACAACGACAUCUCCUUAACAUCAACUUACAAAUCUAGAAAUGAUGAAUUCAAUAAACUGCCUCCUACAAUCAAAGUUACAUUACCAAGCUUAUCUACUCCAACAAUUAACACAGAAAAACUUAACGAGAUGUUUGGUUUAUUAUCUUCACUCUCCGUUACAACAGUCAAACCACUGCUUGAUGAACCGCGACUUACCGCCGCCAUAGACACUGGGUAUAACACACUAUCCAGUGUUAGCUGUCUGAGUGAAGAUCAAGUCUGGACAGGCGGGAAUAACAAAACCAUGAAGCUGUUCAACCUCCAGAAUUUACCAGUGUACCAAGUUUGA
Molecule: messenger RNA, 963 nt
Organism: Ostrea edulis (European flat oyster)
Lineage: Eukaryota; Metazoa; Mollusca; Bivalvia; Ostreida; Ostreidae
Product: E3 ubiquitin-protein ligase TRIM36-like
Exons: 2
Coding region: 1-963 (320 amino acids)
Molecular function (GO): zinc ion binding
Source: RefSeq, a predicted model, not a curated record